Molecule: messenger RNA, 1134 nt
Organism: Ilyonectria robusta
Lineage: Eukaryota; Fungi; Ascomycota; Sordariomycetes; Hypocreales; Nectriaceae
Product: pectin lyase fold/virulence factor
Exons: 2
Coding region: 1-1134 (377 amino acids)
Molecular function (GO): pectate lyase activity
Source: RefSeq, a predicted model, not a curated record
AUGAAACCUGCGGUUUUGUUUUCGGGUGCCCUUGCGGCAUUCGUUCAAACAACCAUCGCCGUCACUGGCGCUGCUGAGGGUUUCGCGAAGGGCGUCACUGGCGGUGGCUCUGCUACUGCCGUGUAUCCCACAACCACGGCUGAGCUAGUUUCGUACCUCGGUGACUCUCAGGCCCGCGUCAUCUAUCUUCAGAAGACGUUCGAUUUUACUGGAACCGAAGGCACAUCGACGGAAACAGGAUGCGCUCCUUGGGGAACGUCUUCUGCAUGCCAGACGGCCAUUAACCUGAACAGCUGGUGUGAUAACUAUCAACCGGAUGCUCCCAAGGUUAGCGUGUCAUAUGACAAGGCCGGUAUUCUCGGAAUUACAGUCAAAUCGAACAAGUCCAUUAUCGGCGUUGGAAGCGCAGGCAUCAUCAAGGGUAAAGGUCUCCGCCUUGUGAGCGGUGUAAGCAAUAUCAUUAUCCAAAACAUUCACAUUACCAACCUCAACCCAAAAUAUGUUUGGGGCGGCGAUGCUAUUACCUUGGAUAACGUUGACAUGGUAUGGAUCGAUCAUGUCACAACAUCACUCAUUGGCCGUCAACACAUUGUGCUUGGAAACAACGCAAGCAACCGAGUGACAAUCUCGAAUUGCAAGAUCGAUGGGACCACCUCUUGGUCCGCAACCUGCAAUGGCUAUCACUACUGGGGAAUUUAUUUUGCUGGUUCAAGCGAUUUGGUAACAUUCAAGAACAACUAUGUCUACCACACCUCCGGUCGAUCGCCCAAGGUCGCUGGCAACACCUUGCUUCAUGCCGUUAACAACUACUGGUAUGACAACCCAGGCCAUGCUUUUGAGGUUGAUUCGGGCGGCAUGGUAGUCGCUGAAGGAAAUGUCUUUCAAAACGUCGCUGCCCCUGUUGAGUCCGGAUAUGCAGGCAAGUUGUUCAGCAGCCCCAGCGCGAGUGCCAACGCCGUAUGCUCGACGUACUUGGGUCACACCUGCGAGGUCAAUGGAUUUGGUAGCUCUGGAAGUUUCAGUGGAACGACUACCGACUUUUUGUCCAAUUUUAAUGGCAAGAACGUUGCUAGCGCUUCAACAUACAGUGCAGCUAAGGCGGUUCAGAGCACAGCUGGCUUUGGUACUAUCUAG